GUGAAUCCGGAGGUGGGUUUUGGCUUUAGGAAAGAGAAAGAGAGAGAAUUUGUAGAGAGAGACGGCGACAAGAGCCAUUUGGUGAGCAGUCCAAGUGUCAAAAAGGACAAACUUUAGCUCAAAUUUUUACUACUACUCCUAUUAUAUUCAAUUCUCUCUCUCUGUCUCUGUGUAAAUGCUAUGACUUUUUUAAUUUCUCUCUCUGGGUUGUUUCUUAAAUUAAAGAUUUAACUGUUCCUUUAAUCCACCACCUAUCUCAUUCUCAUCUUCCCAACCCCUUUUCUCCCCCAUUUGCUCUUUUGUGGUCUCCCAUUUCUUCUCUUUCUGGAGAGAGGUGGUUUGGUUAAUCGGCUUUGGGAAUUCAGGUCCUGACCUUAGAUCCACCUCCCAAAUCUGUUUUCUUUUGGUGGAAUAUUUGAAGGAGAUUGCAUUAUAGCCCUAAUGCAAGGGCAGAGGAGUGGUAUAGGAUCCUUUCCUGGAGCUUUAAGCUAUGAGCAUGGAUCUACAUCAAGUGAUGCGGGUAUUGAUCAGCAGAUUCGCUGGAAUACCAUGCAGAGUUCUGCACAAAAUAUACAACCAAACUAUAUAAGUCUAGGACAGAACUUAAGUGGGUGGAAUGCAGGUGAAUCCAGUUCUAGUUGGACAGAAAAUGUUAACAAUCAUCAUGAACAAAAAGCAGAAUACGGAUGGUCUUCACAGAUGAUUGCUUGUGGAGCAGUUGGUCCAGUGUUAGAACAACAGCAAUAUGAACCAGAUAAUGUUCCUGCACUACACAAUGCUAGCGUAAACCGUAGCAGCAAUCUGAUACCAAACACACCGUUAUUUGUGCAAAAUUUGAGUAAUGCUAUUUCUCAGGAUCUGAACAUGAGUGCAGGAUUUGUAGGAGAAGGCAGUGAUGAUCUUCAGAUGAUGGACUGGUCGGAUGAACCAGAAGUUUCGCAGUUCCCGUUUGCUAGUACUUCUGAUUCUUUUCGGGCGCCAUCUGAAAGAAAUGCAUUUUUUGUGGAAGAAGAUGAUGCAAGGCCUUCGCAUUCCCUGGAUGGUCGCCGCUCUUCCUGUAAGAGAAAGGUUAUUGACCGAAAUACUGGACAAUCUUCUAUAAGUGGAAGUUCGAGCUGCUUUCAGCAAGCAGAAAGUACCGGUAGGUAUAAUGCCGGAAGUGGCUUAAGUAUAUCUUCCCCAUCAGGAAACAUUGUUGCUGCUUCUGAAAGUCCUCUUGCUUUAAAUCUGGCCAGAAGUGCAGAAAGGUCCCAGAGAAAUUACCGUGGGCGAAUAAGUCCGUCACGUCAACAAGAUUCUGUACCUAUUAAUGUAUUUCCAAUGGGGAACACGGUCGGGCAUUCUAAUGUUGCGUCACAGCAGCAGUCGUCAAGACUUGUUCCCCUAAAUAAUUCUUUGCAAAUGAGGCCACUAUCUGCAGCAGACAACACUAGUUCUCAAAUGCAAUCUUCUGUUGUGCAUGUUCCUGCUUUUCGGCCAUUUCCCCGUUUAUCUAGGUCGAACGGAGGUUUUCUUCCAAGUGGCAGCCAUGCAUCAGGUUCUGGAGAUGCUGUGUCAAAUGAGGAAUCAAACUCAAGUAGUGUGCCGAGAAACGUUUCAGAACAUCCUAUGUUUAUACCUGCAAAUGAUAUGACAAAUUCACCUGAAAAUGCUACUAAUUGGAGUUUAUCUGCUGGAAAUACAAGUAUUGCUGGAAAUGUUGCUUCUACUUCUCGAGUUGGUUCUGGUUCACGCUUUCAUCAAUUUUCUGGUCCUAAUAGGGUUCCUCAUCGCAACCCUCCUCAAUAUCCUAGGAGAUUAUCAGAUUUAGUUCGGCGAUCGUUGUUGUCUUCUGCUGAUGCUGCAUCUGGACUCCAAAGCAAUAGUCAUCCUUCCUUACAAGAAAUGGAACUUUCAUCUGGAGAGAGUAACCAAGGGCAUUCUUUGUCUCGCUCUCGGGGAGCAAUAUCGUUGGAUAGACAACUUGAAGGUGCUUUAGGAAUGCCCCACUCUUUACGAACUUUGGCCGCUGCCAGUGAAGGAAGAAGCCGGCUUGUAUCUGAGCAGAUUCGCGGUGUCUUGGAUCUUAUGCACAGGGGCGAGGGCUUGCGAUUUGAGGAUGUUAUGAUACUUGACCAGUCGGUCUUUUUUGGGAUGGGCCAUUCUCACGAUAGGCACAGGGACAUGCGGCUUGACGUCGAUAACAUGUCUUAUGAGGAAUUAUUGGCGCUGGGAGAGCGCAUUGGUAAUGUGAGCACCGGUUUGAGUGAAGAAAAGAUUUUGAAAGGUCUUAAGCAACGGAAGUACUACUCCAUCACACCGGUUUCACAGCUGGAGAGGGAACCAUGCUGUGUAUGUCAGGAGGAAUACAACGAAGGAGAAUACAUUGGAACGCUGGGCUGCGGGCAUGAAUUCCAUGCAACUUGCAUAAAGCAAUGGCUAAUGCACAAGAACUUGUGCCCCAUUUGUAAAACAACAGCCAUGAAUACCUGAAAGAAGAACAAUUUUUCGGAGGCUAUUCUAUUACCCUCCUCCAUCAAGAAGUAGACGGAGCUGUGGAAAUAAGUUGUGUGACAGAUUCUGUAUUUCUCAUUUACCUAAUCUCUUUAUGUUCAUCUCCUUUGCGGAGAACUUAUGAAUUACUAAAGAAGUAGAACCAGCUUCUUUAAAAUUUGCGUCAGAUUACUUAGUUUAUUGAUUGACAUCAUUUGGCAGAAUAAA
Messenger RNA from Rhododendron vialii, 2700 nucleotides. RefSeq names its product probable E3 ubiquitin-protein ligase RHG1A. The transcript has 6 exons. The record is from RefSeq and is a predicted model, not a curated record. Lineage: Eukaryota; Viridiplantae; Streptophyta; Magnoliopsida; Ericales; Ericaceae. Bases 442 to 2472 code for a protein of 676 amino acids. Gene Ontology annotation, molecular function: ubiquitin protein ligase activity.